Molecule: messenger RNA, 6379 nt
Organism: Serinus canaria (Common canary)
Lineage: Eukaryota; Metazoa; Chordata; Aves; Passeriformes; Fringillidae
Gene: PDE8A
Product: phosphodiesterase 8A
Exons: 29
Coding region: 132-2696 (854 amino acids)
Biological process (GO): positive regulation of ERK1 and ERK2 cascade; cellular response to epidermal growth factor stimulus; regulation of DNA-templated transcription
Molecular function (GO): 3',5'-cyclic-AMP phosphodiesterase activity
Source: RefSeq, a predicted model, not a curated record
AUUCAACCUGUUAACAAAAAAAAAAAUUAAGCAGGGGGAAAAUAUCAACGGGAAGGAAAGAUAUAUAUACAUAUAUAUACACACGUAUAUAUAUAUACGAUUUAGAAGUAUUCCCCAGGUGGCCACAAAGCAUGGGCUGUGUUCCAAGCACCAACCUCUCUGACAGCAGAGUGAUCUGUCACAGUAGCAAUGAGUCUGAGGAGUACAAUUUCCCUCACCAGACCAACACAACCAUGUCUCAACAGCAGCAAGGCAACCCCGUCCCAGGAUUAUUCAUUAAAUGCUACAACACAUCCACUUAUGAGGCGAGGACUAAUUCCUCUAAGAAAGACAAGAGGGAGAACAGCCAGAGCAUGGAGGCAGAGGCCCAGACCGGCAGAUCCAAUGUUAAGGCACCAGUAACAGAUGUGCAGUUUGGCCCUAUGAGACUUCAUCAAGAUCAACUUCAGGUACUUUUGGUGUUUGCCGAGGAGGACGAGCAGAGCGGCGCCUUCCGCUGGGCGUGUGACAAGGCUGGGUUUCGCUGCAAUCUCGCCAGGACACCCCAGGCUGCUCUAGAGUGUUUCCUAGAGAAACACCAUGACAUUAUCAUCAUUGACCACAGACAUUCCAGACACUUUGAUGCAGAAGCAUUAUGCAGGUCUAUCAGAACAACGAAAGCCUCAGAAAACACAGUCAUUAUUUGUGUAGUACAAAGGCACACUGACCGUGAGGAGUCGUCCAUACUGCCCCUGAUCUCUGCUGGCUUCACCAGGAGAUAUGUAGAAAAUUCUAGUAGAAUGGCCUGUUACAAUGAGUUGAUUCAGCUGGAAUUUGGACAGGUGCAGGCACAAUUCAAGCUAAGGGCAUGUAAUUCAUUAUUUACAGCAUUAGAGAAAAGUCAAGAAGCCAUUGAGAUCACAAGUGAAGACCAUGUAAUACAGUACGUCAACCCUGCUUUUGAAACAAUGAUGGGCUAUCAAAUAGGUGAACUAAUAGAAAAGGAAUUAACAGAAGUGCCUAUAAAUGAAAAAAAAGCUGAUUUCCUGGAUACUAUUAAUUCCUGCAUAAAGAUAGGAAAGGAAUGGCAAGGAAUGUACUAUGCGAAAAAGAAAAAUGGAGAUAGCAUACAACAAAAUGUGAAGAUACUACCUGUCAUUGGACAGGGAGGAAAGAUUAGACACUAUGUGUCAAUUAGUAGACUGUGCAAUGACAACAAUAAGGUGGAGAAGACAUGUGAAUGUAUUCAGGCUGAAUCUCAGACAGAUACUCAGACUUGCAGACACAAAGACAUGAGGAAAGGAUCCCUGGAUGUCAGAUCCACAACAUCCCGUGGGAGUGAUGGCAGCUCCCAGCGGCGCCGCUCCUCCAUGGCCAGGGUCCAUUCCAUGACAAUUGAGGCUCCCAUCACCAAGGUAAUAAACAUCAUCAAUGCUGCACAAGAGAGCAGUCCCAUGCCAGUUGCAGAGGCUUUAGACCGGGCUUUGGAGAUUUUAAGAACCACUGAAUUGUAUUCUCCACAACUGGGGACAAAAGAUGAGGAUCCACAUACAAGUGACCUUGUUGGAGGGUUAAUGACAGAUGGUUUACGAAGAUUAUCAGGGAACGAAUACAUAUUGUCAGCAAAACAAACUCAUCAGGUUGCUGGCAGUCUGAGCUCUCCAAUCUCCCUCAAUGACAUACCCCCGCGGAUAACACAGGCAAUGGAAAAUGAGGAACAGUGGGAUUUUGAUAUCUUUGAACUUGAGGCUGCCACCCAUAAAAGGCCUUUGGUUUAUCUGGGUCUCAAAAUAUUUGCUCGCUUUGGAAUCUGUGAAUUCCUAAACUGUUCAGAAUCCACUCUGAGGUCAUGGUUACAAGUUAUUGAGGCCAACUACCAUUCCUCCAACUCCUACCAUAAUUCUACUCAUUCAGCAGAUGUACUACAUGCUACUGCUUACUUCUUGUCUAAAGAGAGAGUAAAGCAAACUCUGGAUCCAAUUGAUGAGGUUGCUGCGCUCAUUGCUGCCACAGUGCACGAUGUGGAUCACCCAGGAAGAACAAAUUCUUUCCUGUGCAAUGCUGGCAGCGAGCUCGCGAUUCUCUACAACGACACGGCCGUGCUGGAGAGCCACCAUGCUGCCCUGGCUUUCCAGCUCACCACCCGGGAUGGCAAAUGCAAUAUCUUUAAAAACAUGGAGAGGAAUGAGUAUCGAACCCUUCGCCAAGUCAUUAUUGACAUGGUCUUAGCAACAGAAAUGACAAAGCACUUUGAGCAUGUCAACAAGUUUGUCAACAGCAUUAAUAAACCCUUGGCAGCACUAGAAGAAAAUGGGAAUAAUGGUGAUGGAGAGUCAAUCAAAACUGUUCUCAGGUCUCCUGAAAACCGUAUCCUUAUCAAACGCAUGUUGAUAAAGUGUGCUGACAUUUCCAACCCGUGCAGACCCAGAGAACAGUGCAUAGAAUGGGCUGGACGCAUCUCUGAGGAGUACUUUGCACAGACUGAUGAAGAAAGGAGGCAAGGUUUACCUGUUGUGAUGCCAGUUUUUGACAGAAAUACUUGCAGCAUCCCCAAAUCCCAAUUAUCAUUCAUUGAUUACUUCAUUAUUGAUAUGUUUGAUGCCUGGGAUGCAUUUGCCGACCUGCCAAAUCUGAUGGAGCAUCUGAAUAAUAACAUUAAAUACUGGAAAGGACUGGAUGGGAGGAACCUGCGAGUCCUUCGACCACCACCAGAAUAGCAGCUAGACCAUGGUGUGUCAUUCACUAGCCAGAAGCAUAUUUAUUCAAGCUCAUUUUAUCUGUGUGAAUUCAGAUUUGUUUUGGUCUCUUCAGUAUUACAGUAAAGCUAGCCCAUGCACUUGGGGAACUUUCACAUGCAAGAGAACACGAGGUCAGCAGUUGACUCCCACAAAGUCCCAUGAGUGGACUCGGAUGAAAUAAGCCCACCAAGUGGAAUUACACUGGAUUGCUGCAGUACUUGUACUGAAGAGGGUUUAUUACAAACAUACUUCUGUGAUAUCUUCAUACCAGCACGUGAAGCUGGAAGACCUUGAAGAGAAUCCUCAUAAAAAGGACAUUCACUAGAAGUUUAUCUAUUAACAGAGACUCACAGCUUUUAUGAGAAAGCUACAUGCUUUUUAUAAGCACUUCAGACAGUUAUGUAGAACAAUCAGACAUUUAAAAUGCAACUGUCCAUGAAAGAAUUUUUUGAUCUAUGAAAAAUAGAUGUACUGUAUUUUUUCACAUCACAGAAGGUGCAAUCAUUCACUUCUGAGCACUACUGAAAGUGAGUUCUCCUAAGAAAUUUAGUAGCAAAUGUAAAAAAUAACACAAGAAUUUUUGAGGUUGAUCGUUAGCAUCUAUGAUUAAAAUGUUAUGUUUUAUUUAUUUUGUUAGAUGUUCAAUAUUUUCUAUGAAUUUAUAAAUACUUAAAAGCCAAAGCCAACUUUAGAUGCAUUAUAAAUUUACAUGAUUCAUACUCAUUAAUAUACAUUUAAUUGAUGUACAGACCUUUUAUUUUCAUAAUGCAAAUACAAAAUACUAUACAAUGAUACAUUUUUAUUGCACUGUAAGGAUAGAUGUGUAUGUUUAAAUAUUGUCUGAUUUAUGUUAAUUAAAAUAAGUUUUAUUAAAAAGGUCUCACUUGAGAAUAGUAGAAUAAACAAGAACUGUAUACUGUCUGAGCACCAGAACUGCAGUAGUUCUCCCACAAACCAGUGAGGACCACCUGAUCUUCUCUUGCCUACAAAAAUAAUAAUGUGUUGGAACUCUUUGUUUUCUCCCAUGACAUUUUAUUACUGAACUCCCUGUUAAAGUCUGCCUUAUUUUAUAUAGUAUUUCUACAAAGCAUUCCACAGCGAAUAUGAAGAGGUGAUACUAAGCAUCUAAUGAAUUUCAACAUUUUAUAGCCAAUGUAUUUCCUCUGCAGUAAAAGAAAAAGACCAUAAAACCACCAACACAAACCUUCAACUCAAGAAGUUUGUAAAGGCUGUGUACCUUCACAAUUUGAAUGAAACCUUCAUAGCAACUACCAGAAAAUAAUAAAAUGUAUAUUUUAAGAAGUGUCAAGUCCUACCCAUUUCAUUUGACAUGUGUAUGCACUUUGUAGUUUGCAGACUAAAAAACACAUGAAAUUCCUUUAAAAUUAACUAAGAUACUUUUUGUCUGGGGAAGGGAGAAGUUGAGGGGGUUGAAUGGCAUAAGGGUGAUGAAAGGUGUAGUUGGCAAGCCCCUGUGUUUGUGGCUUGCCCUUGGCAAGCCCAUCAGAGCCUUGUGUACCCUUGGAAAAGUCUUUUUGCAGCUCCACGCAGUGUCAGGCUAUGUUCCACUGGAGGACUCGAGGAGUGUCCUGUCAGUCAACAGAAAGGCAGCCAGAGGCACUGAAAGGGCCGCUGACUGUAGUUCCUGCAGAGGCAAUUGAGAUCAGAGACAUUUUGAACCAUUCCUGAAGAAGCAGAAGCUGGGGAGAGGUGGAUGAUGGAGCAGUUCAGGGACUGCAGUAGCAGCCUUAAGGCUCCUGAGUCUCCAUUAGGGGAAAACUGCAUCACACCAUCAGUGUCUCCUCUGCUUAUCUGUUGCAAUGAGGAUGGGAGAGGAAGUUUGGGCAUGAGCAUGUGGGCUCAGAGACCUACCUGCAGUACCUUUUCAUCUGGGUGUUUCUGCUUGUCUCAGUAGAGGAAUCAUUGAUAAAACAUUUAAGAAAAUGUUUCUUGAACAUGAAGAAAUUGUGCAAUGGCAAAGGCAUUCCUGUAUAAAAGAGAAGAAAGGAUAAUAGAUAUCUAAUAAUCACUUGCUGGGUGCUGAGGAACAGCACAGGCAAACAGUAGUCAGUUGUGCCCUUCAGUGAGACCAGAAGGGUUUGAGUCAUGACUCUGCAAGGAGUGCUUUGAAAUGAAGUCUCAGAGCUAUGCACAAGCUUCAAAACAAAUAAUCUCUCUGCUCAUGUGUGACAUCAUGCCUCCAAGAUACUGGUCAGAGCUCCUGAGAUGCCAGAGCUUCGUCCUUCAGCCGCACUGUGUGCCAGGCUCGGCAGUGCGGCUGUUUCACGCUCUGUUACCAUAAGUAAGGCAGACUGCAAGGAUACAGCGUGAACGGGAGUGCUCAGGAGCAGGAUCAAGCACACACUAUGGGAAGGAAUGGAGGUGGACAAGCACAGCAGGUGCUGCACGGAACGGUGGCUGCUGGGAGCAACAAUUCGGCUGUGUGUGGAUGGAGUCAUCAGUGGGGAAGCCGCUCCAUGGCCCAGCAGGCCCUUUGUUCCCGGCUCCAGCACUGGGUGAGGAGGGACAUUGGACAUGCCUUGGAUGACGAUAGUUCUGUCACUGCCUUAGCAGUCCUGUGCCAUGCCUGGUGAUGACCAUGGGGCCAUUCUCCUGAGCAGCCUGCUCUGUACUCAGCCACUGGCAGCACAGCAAUGGAGCUGUUUGGUACCUGUGUAUGGAGUCCCACUGCAAGGGUAUCUGAGCACCUCAGACACCCUUGUCUGGCUCAGAAAAUCUGCACAGUCCAGCGAGAGGGUUGUGAAGUCCUGGGGACCUGCCAGUUCAGUUCACCAGCUGGAAAGUAUUUUGCCAGGUUACAGCUAUGGUUUAAACACUUGAGGUGAAAGCUGGUGGUGGAUAGUGGAAUCAUGGGUUCACCAGCAGCCUUGGUACAUUAGAGGCUCUCUAUGGAGGUUCAGAUGUCCUCAUACCUCUGCUCUGAUACCUGUGUGUUAGCUCUUUCAGGUAUCUACUUGAAAAUAAGAGUGGGGCUCUCAGUUUUUGGCUGAUAGGGGUAAAACAUUCUACCACUGGGUAGAACCUGGACCUAGAGUCAGGGAGUACAUUUUGAAGCAAAGAAUGGUGCUAUCUCAGUACUUCCAUCCCCUGCACUGGAGCUGUACCCUAGAGCUGCUGUUCCCUGGGAUGGCCAUGCCAGCACCAGCAGGGCACACGUGGCCCCAAGCUGCUCUGCUCACUGGCAGACCAAACAACUGAAAGUCUCUGGCCUGCUUACAGCAGGUCUGACAAAGUGACCAUAACAACCUUUUCUGCCCUGAAAAUACCUUCAGUCCUGGUAGGUUAAGAAAUGAUGCUGUGCUGAUAUAGCUCAGUGUUGCUAAACCCAUCUUCUGAGGCUUUGAAACAGAUAUCCAAGAGCAGCUGGUACUAAUCACUGCUGUAGCAACAUACUCAGCUCCUGUUUUUGUGGUUUCUAAAGGUCUGUUUUGGCAAGACUUUUAAAAAGUUAUUUGAGAAAGAACAGACAAGCUUUUGACACACAGUUCUAUGUAAAAUCUCUUUAGUUUAGCCAACAGCAUUUAUUUUUAGAGACCCUGCGUAUUGUAGAGGCCACUGCUUGUUCCUGGUGAUUCCCUAGAAUGGAAACUUGAACCAAUGAUUUUUGUAAUGAAUGUGCAAUAAAUCUGUGGAAAAGCUUC